GAUUGCACCUGUAGGGUUGUGUGAAUAACGCUGAUCCGCGCACUGGCUCCCGUGCUUAAAGGAGUCAUGCACUGGGCUCUGCGCAUGUGCAGUAAAAGUUCUUACAGACAUUUCCCAUAGUAGUGAAUGACACAAUCGGGAUCAAGCAGUAACAAGGACCACGACAGUGACAGAUUGACAUAAAUGGCUGCAGCACCCACGUCCAGAACAACACUCCAUAUAAAGCCUCCAGAUGGAUUUUCCACACGAGGAGAGGCUUCUUCUGUGGCCAAGCGGUGGAAGGAUUGGCUAGCAGCUUUUGAAAUCUACCUUGACGUGGCAAAUGUGGAAACAGACAGCAGAAAGAGAGCAUUACUCCUACACACAGCAGGAUUGGAAGUCCAAGAGAUUUGCCGUGGCAUGCCUUCAUCUAGUGCCAGUGCUACGUAUGCAGGUUUGGUCACGGCACUGAACAAAUAUUUUAUUCCAGUGGGGAAUUUUAGGCAUGAGCGCUUUCUCUUCAACAGCUGCGCACAAAAACAAGAUGAACCUAUUAGUGCAUACACAGCAAGAUUAAGAAAGUUGGCUGCCACAUGUGAGUUUGAGAAGAACAAGGGCAAGGAGGAUAUCAUUAUUGACCAGAUCAUUGCAAAGUGCAACUCAAAGCAUUUGAGAAGAGAGUUACUGCAGGAGCCAAAUCUCACCCUCGGCAGAGUUUUGGAGAUUGCUAAGGUGAUGGAGACAACAAAGAAAACUCGGAAGGUGAAGGAGGAACAGCCAUGCUUCCGGUGUGGCAGAGAAGGUCAUAAUCCUAAUGACAAAGAAAGAUGCCCAGCAGCAGAUAGACAUUGCCAUUAUUGUGGAAAAAGGGGUCAUUUUCAGCCAAUGUGUCGACUUCGCCUGGUUGAAGACGACGAGGUUGUUGAAGAAGAGAAUGCUUGUAAAUCCCAGUAAUAUUGCAGUAGUCCUGUUGUUGGACACAGGAUCUGAUGUAUCAGUCACGUUAGAAAGAGAAAGAAAUCGCAAUAUUUGCUAUCAAAUAUUAAAGACUUCAAUUGGGGUUUUCAAGAUUACAAUUCACAAGGAAUCUC
Penaeus indicus is the source of this 1070-nucleotide messenger RNA. RefSeq lists its product as uncharacterized. Lineage: Eukaryota; Metazoa; Arthropoda; Malacostraca; Decapoda; Penaeidae. The record is from RefSeq and is a predicted model, not a curated record. The coding region runs from base 184 to 933 and encodes 249 amino acids. Gene Ontology annotation, molecular function: nucleic acid binding; zinc ion binding. The transcript has 2 exons.